AAGUUUAGCCUUCACCCUCAAAACCUCGCCUUCUGUUUCUUUGUUUAGCACUUCUUAAAGGAGCAGAACCAAUCAGAAAACUGGAGCUAGAAUAGAAGAAGAUAAAGAAGAUGAUGAUAUGGGAUGCCACAGCCACCACCAACAACGACAACAAUGUACCCAACACCGAACAAUUCGACUCCGACCAAGAUUCUUACCUUAAUUUCGAUUUCUUCUCAUCCAUUUCAAAACCCAAGGAUUAUUACAAGAUAUUGAAAGUGGGUUAUGAUGCUACGGACGAUGCGAUUCGAACCAACUAUAUACGCCUUGCCCUGAAAUGGCACCCGGAUAAGCAGAAAGACCAUGACAGUUCCACUUCCAGAUUCCAGGAAAUAAACGAGGCUUAUGAAGUUUUGAGUGAUCCUGUAAAGAGGUUUGAAUAUGACAAGAAGGGAAUGCAGCAUGUCUAUGAUUACAAUAUAAUUGAGUAUCUCAACCGUUACAAGGGUCUUAUAUUGACGUGCAAUGGUCUUGGAAUAAAGCAUUCAAUCUGGUAAAGAGAUGGGCCACAAUUCAAAGAGAGAUCAUUUUAGGUAGAAUUUUGGUUAGUGCAUCACUGCAUUACUUCGUAGUAUCUGUUGAGUCAGCAAGUGGUACAAUUGAGAACAAGGACCUGUGGUCUCGGGGUGUAUUGGGGGUUGCUGUAGGCUUAUUCUUAUUUAUAAAUAGAAGCAAAGAUAUCACCAUCUUGUUGUGACGUAAGAAGCUCAUGUUAGUUACCCUCGUCUUGGAGGACUGUGAUUAUAUACCUUUCUCCUUUUGUUUAUGAAACGGUUGAAGGGUAUUUUAGUUAACGCUCUCUCUAUAUGAAUAUAAAUAUAGAAAUUUUAUUCGGUAGAGGCAUUACUUUUGUCCCUACCGAAGGGGCAUUACUUUUGUCCCUAUCGUAGAGGCGCCUUUUAUUUUUGACAUUUAGAGAAAUUAUAAUCCAAUUUAUUUUAUGAUGAUGUA
Messenger RNA from Humulus lupulus (European hop), 990 nucleotides. RefSeq lists its product as uncharacterized. The record is from RefSeq and is a predicted model, not a curated record. Lineage: Eukaryota; Viridiplantae; Streptophyta; Magnoliopsida; Rosales; Cannabaceae. The transcript has 5 exons. The coding region runs from base 111 to 536 and encodes 141 amino acids. Gene Ontology annotation, cellular component: cytoplasm; nucleus.